UAUCGCAUCACUAGGUGCUUUACUAAACAUCAACCUUUAGGUAUUUAAUAACAGAGCCCUCUUUCAAGGGUCUCCUCUACUGAAGUUUUCUGCCUGAUACUCUGAGUCUACUACCUUGCUUCCAACUACUAUGACUUCAAAGCUCAUUGCCAUUGUUGCUGGUGUGGGUCCCGGUACCGGGGCAUCCAUUGCUCGCAAGUUCGCUGCUACAUAUCCCGUCGUCUUACUUGCGAGGAAGCCUGAGAGCUAUGAGUCUCUUGCGAACGAGAUUAACCAGAGCGGAGGCAAAGCUAUCGGUGUGAGCGCUGAUGUUGCAGAUUCCGCCAGUGUGAAGAACGCCGUCGAGGUGAUCAAGAAGGAAUUUGGGGCCGAUGUUGGUGCAGCAGCUGCCAUUUACAAUGCAAGUGGAGGCUUUCUCCGGAAACCCUUCCUCGAGAUCCCAGAAGAAGUGUUUUCGACGUCACUAGACACCAGUGCGAAAGGAGGCUUCAACUUCUCUCAAGCAACACUACCACUAUUGCUGAAAGGUGUUGAGCAAAAGUCCCAGCACCCUCCUUCUCUGAUCUUCACGGGUGCAACUGCUUCGGUCAAGAGCAAUGCCCAAAUGGCAUCUUUUGCAACCGGAAAAUGGGCCCUGCGCGCACUCAGCCAAUCCUUAGCAAGGGAGUUCGGCCCACAGGGAGUCCACGUCGCUCACGCGAUCAUUGAUGGAGUUAUCGAUAUCCCUCGAACGAAGGAGUGGUUGAAAGAUCUUGGGCCUGAGUACAAAUUAUCUCCUGAUGGGAUCGCCAAUGAUUAUUGGUGGCUCCAUACACAGCCCGUCACAAACUUCACUUGGGAGAUCGAUUUGAGACCAGCAGUCGAGAAAUGGUAAUUGACUUGCACGUGUUGUGAUCAGCGGAACAUAGAAUCUGCUCCCUGGCGACGAGAUGUCGGCUGUAGGUAUCGCCAUAUCUGGCUUUCCCACAGAAGCGGGCACAUAUGUAGUACAGCACGAUCUUAUUACGACCAAUAAUGAACACGUUGAACUCAAAGAAAUUUGGCCAUGUGGCCAGCAAGAAGAU
This is a messenger RNA of Aaosphaeria arxii CBS 175.79, 1064 nucleotides long. Its product is annotated as NAD(P)-binding protein. The coding region runs from base 131 to 874 and encodes 247 amino acids. The record is from RefSeq and is a predicted model, not a curated record. The transcript is spliced from 3 exons. NCBI's taxonomy places the organism in Eukaryota, Fungi, Ascomycota, Dothideomycetes, Pleosporales.